AUGGCGGGAUCCACGCCGCCCCUGGGCUUGACCAUUGUCCCUUGGCAGGUCGACGGCCAGCAGGCACGGGGGAGGCCGAAGAGAAUCCCGGAUCCCAGGAUCAGGACGCCGACCGGGCGCCUGCCCAAGGUUCGGAGCGCCUGUAAUGCCUGCCGAGACAAGAAGACCCGCUGCUCCGGCCAUAUGCCCUGCAUCCGGUGCCGAAAGUAUGGCGAGACGUGCGAGUAUAUGCCCAAGGCCUCCGAUCCACCCGUAGACGUGACCGGCGAGGUCGGUCAGAGCAGUCUCGAGGCAGCACGAGGCUCGGCCGAACUCUCCGUCCACCGGCAGGAAGAGAGCGGCAGCCCCCUGCUGAAUGAAGGCACCAUCGAAGACACCGUCCAGCAGGACCAGUUCGGCCACUAUCAUGGCGGCACAUCCGAGUUUGCCUACCUGCAGUAUACCAAGCAGAAGCUGGCCAGUAUCCCCUCCAUGUCCAUCUACUUUGUCGACUCUCCCUUCCCGAAGCUUGAGGAAUCUGAUUGGAUCCUCCCGCCGAAGCCCAUUGCAGAUGAGUUGAUGCACUCAUACUUUGACUUUGGCUUGACCACGACGCGUUUUGUUCAUGAGCCGAGCAUGCGGCAGAUAUACGAGACCUUCUAUGGACACCUCGAUGCUCGGAAGGAGCUCGGCUCAGAUGUCAUCGCUCUUCUCUACAUGGUGUUUGCCUUGGGGUCACACUACUCUAAGCUGGAGAACCUUUUCUGCGGCUAUAACUCUAGCGUUCGCUUCUUCGAAAUGGGCAUGAAACAGCUCGAGAAAGACCCCAGCCGCAUCACGCUCGCUACCUUGCAAACUAGACUCCUGGCCAUCCACUUCCUCAUCCACCAUUCAAGGCUCCAUCAGGCAUGGUCCACGUUUGGCACCCUCGUGCGUCACGCCCAGGCGUUGGGCAUUCAUCGCCAUUCCAUCGGCCCACCAACAGACUACAUCGCCCACGUCUUCCGCAAGCGCAUCUUCUGGACCAUGUACAUCAACGACCGCCAGCUGAGCAGCUUGUUUGGACGGCCGUGCGCCAUCCACGACGAUGACAUCGACCAGGAAGAGUGCGAGUUCGCCGAUGACGACGGCAUCACCGUAUCGGGUAUCAUCCACACCCCAAAGGACCAGUUCUGUGCCGCUGCAGCUCUCAUCUAUUACUCUCGCGUCGCGCGGAUCCUAGGUAAGAUUCUUCGAGAGUUGUACAGCCCCGCAGCUCGCCUCAGACCAAUAUCCAAACUAUACAAAUCGGCCAUGGAGCUGGAGAAUGAUUUGUGUGAAUGGAAGGCCAAUCUCCCACCCUACCUGGAUUUCUUCCUCAUCCCACAGUCGGCGUUGUCGGUGCUGAUGAGGAGGCAACUGGCCACGAUCAAGACCAUGUACGCCCAUACGAGCUUGCUGCUGUACCGGCCCUUCAUCCUCUACUCCCUCGAGACCAACGCAAUCCGCCAGCCAAGCCUGGACCAGUGGGUUGAGAAGUGCCACGACAAGUCCAUCAGCGCUGCGAAGAUGGUCAUCUCCGAGUGUCACUUCCUUCUGCAAAAGGGAAUGUUCUCGCGAAUAUUCUUCAUGAACAACUACAUCCAGUUCGCCUCAAUCGGCACACUGCUCCUGUACACGCACUUCUGGCCCGGCAAGUACGACAUCAGAGAAAUCGCAGACCGGGCACUGAGCGAGCUCCCCAUCGGAGUGGACGGGGACCCCCUCGGCCAGCGAUUCCUCGAGGUCCUGCACGAGCUCCACGACCUCACUGGCGGCGCGACCGGAACGGAGGUUGGCCCCCUCCCUCCGGAGCAAGACGGGUUAGCACAGCCCGGCGUGCCCGACUGCAACGCCGUUUCCGAAUUCGCCAACCUGCAGGUCCAAGGCCAGCUGGGGGGCGACAACGUGGCAUCGCUGGACAAUCUCUGGGCGGACCUCAGCGGGCCGUGGACGACCUUGUUCUUUGACUCGACGGCCUACGAUGGCUAUGUGGGCGGGGAUCCUGGGGUCGGUGGGAUGACCUGA
Clonostachys solani is the source of this 2025-nucleotide messenger RNA. The record is from the annotation of a GenBank genome assembly. NCBI's taxonomy places the organism in Eukaryota, Fungi, Ascomycota, Sordariomycetes, Hypocreales, Bionectriaceae.